Molecule: messenger RNA, 1677 nt
Organism: Amaranthus tricolor (Joseph's coat)
Lineage: Eukaryota; Viridiplantae; Streptophyta; Magnoliopsida; Caryophyllales; Amaranthaceae
Exons: 3
Coding region: 1-1677 (558 amino acids)
Molecular function (GO): nucleic acid binding; zinc ion binding
Source: RefSeq, a predicted model, not a curated record
AUGGCUGGCAAAGAUGGUGCGCCAUCACCAUCACACAGAAUUGAAAUUAAUAAUCCAUUCUACCUCGGUGCCCAUGAUAGGCCGGGGGAUUUUAUCACACCCAUUAAACUCAAACUUGAUAAUUUUGAUGCUUGGUCACAUGCCAUUAAAGUUGCUCUUUGUUCUCGUCGUAAAUUCGGUUUUCUUGAUGGCACAAUUACGGAUAUUGUGUCACCCGCAACAAAGGAGGAUUGGGUUGUGGUACACUGUAUGCUCGUGUCAUUGCUCAUGAAUACAAUCGAUCCUGAGGUAAAAUCUAUGCUUUCAAAUUAUGAUAAUGCUAAACAAUUGUGGGAUGAUUUGCAUGAACGGUUUUGUAUUGUGAAUGGACCUCGGAUUCAUCAGUUGAAAUCUCAAAUUAAUAAAUGUGAGCAAACUAAAACCAUGUCUGUUGCGAUUUAUUUUGGAAAAUUAAAAGUUUUGUGGGAUGAACUUGCUCAAUUACAACCUUUAAUUUCUUGUAAAUGUGGCCAAUGUACUUGUGAUGUUAGUAAGCAACAUGUAAAGCGUCGUGAAGACGAUAUGUUGCAACAAUUUUUGCUUGGUUUGUAUUCCGAGUACUAUGCGCACAUUAGGUCCAAUAUUCUUGCUCAAGAUCCUUUACCAUCCUUGAAUAAAGCCUAUCAACAAGUAUCUCAAGAAGAACUUGUACGUGGCUUUGCACGUGUCCAAGACGAAUCCUUCCCUCCAGUGGGGUUUGCUGUUCGUGCGGCAGUAGGUAGGGGUCGUGGUGUUGUGAAGCCUGCCUCGGUUAUCGUUUGUACUCAUUGCAAGAAGUCGGGUCAUUUGGCUUCACACUGUUAUGCUCUACAAGUGUGUUCUCAUUGCAGCAAACGAGGUCAUGAUAUCACUCGCUGCUUUGAAAUUGUCGGUUAUCCUGAAGGCUGGACCGUGGGGAAUCGAGGCAGCAAGUCAUCUGGUCAAAAUCGUGGAAUGGUGCGUGCCAAUGCAGCAGCAGCCACUGGCGACACUCCUUCUGUUCCGUCUUCAAAUGGUCGGGUUUUCACGGCUGCAAAGUGGAAAGCUAUCAUGGGUUUCUUUGGUAAUGAUAAAAUACCGGAAAAUCGCUUGAGUGGUAAGUUCGAUAUUACUUCUUGGAUCAUUGAUACAGGUGCAACUCAUCAUGUCACUGGAGAAAAAUCUUGGCUAUUUGACAUUACAACUAUACAUUGUCCUGUGGGUUUGCCAAAUGGUGAUAAUGUUAUUGCAUCUAUGGAGGGUUCGGUUUAUUUGUCAGAUAUGAUCACUCUUCAUCACGUUCUAUAUGACCACAUGAAGGCUUUGAUUGGAACGGGAGUUAGGCGGGAUGGACUAUACUACUUCAGCAAACCGAAGGUGGUGUCUACUAUUGAAGCUUCAUCUGAUGUGGAGUUGUGGCAUAGAAGAAUGGGGCACCCUUCUGAGAAAGUAGUUAAGUCUCUUCCUCAUGUCAGUAAAUCCAGGAGUAGUUUGAAUAAAAAUUGUGAAGUCUGUUUUCGUUCUAAACACCAUAGAGACAAGUUUCCUUUAAGUACUAAUAGUUGUUCUCGAAUUUUUGAGAAAAUUCACUGUGAUUUGUGGGGUCCUUAUCGACAUGAGUCAUCGUGUGGUGCUCGUUAUUCUUUGACUAUUGUGGACGAUUUUUCAAGGGCUGUAUAG